AUGUCACCCACACAUCACGGUAAAGGCCAGAAGGUCGAUCUCGGCCAAGACGCUCCCAUAAAGGAAGAGGGUGCUGGCAAGGUUGCUUCCGAGUCUCUUGCUGCCGAGUCUGUCGAGGAGGGCGGUGAGUUCGCCUCCAACAAAGGCAUCCGCAGCGAGAACAACUCCAACAGAGACACUCGUAGCGAGAACCAAUCCUCAUCCGGAUCCGAGAACACCAGUUCUGGCCGCACCACAAACACUUCUUCCGCCCCCAGCUCCGGCUCCGGCUCCGGCGCCAGCGUCGCUCCCGAGUCUGCUGACACCGCUCCUAGCUAUGCUAACAACCAAUAUGUCAAGGCCUCUGGCCCUCAUGGCAAGAACCUGAAGGAGGGUAUCGACUACUCGAACACAGAGGAUGGUCUCAAGAAAGCCUUGGCCUCUGAGCCUGGUAGCGAGGAUGAUCCCAGCCGGCUGGCUGAGCUUCAGUUCCAGCAGAACCAGUCUGCCGUUGGCCGGGAUGCUGGUCCUAAGCAGAGCGAGCUUAGCGGCAAGACCGCUUUUGACGGUCUCAACAGCGAGACUUCCUCAUAA
Molecule: messenger RNA, 573 nt
Organism: Fusarium sp. VM40
Lineage: Eukaryota; Fungi; Ascomycota; Sordariomycetes; Hypocreales; Nectriaceae
Source: the annotation of a GenBank genome assembly